GCGCAGACACUAGCACGCACACACAAACACACAAACACACACGCACACAGAGUCCAUCUCCCGCAAGCGGUCUCCAUCCCUGGAUCCUUGUCCGGGAAAGUCUCAGGCGGAUGGAGCUGGGGGCUGUGCUCCCUUUCUAGGCGCCAGAGUCCCCCCACCCUCCUUCCUCGCCACCCCCCGCGUCUCGUCCCUGCCCUCCCCUUUCCCCCCCGCCCCCGCUUCCACGCGCACACAAACGCUCUCACACGCGCGCCCAGGUGCAACCGGCCCCACACGGCCCCGCCAGGACUGGUCGCUCGCGGACUGUCCGCCGCUCCCGCACCUUCCCGCACCUUCCCGCACCGCGCGAUGGCGGCUCCGGGCUCCGGCUUCUGGUCCUUCGGGUCCGAGGACGGCUCCGGCGACCCUGGAGCCCCGGGCCCAGCCCGAGCGUGGUGCCAGGUUGCUCAGAAGUUCACGGGUGGAAUUGGAAACAAGCUGUGCGCCUUGCUGUAUGGAGAUGCGGAGAAGCCUAUGGAUCCAGGCCCGAGGACGCCCCCGGGCCCCGCCGACCGAAAGGCCUCCUGUUCCUGCGCCCAGAAGCCCUGUAGCUGCCCGAAGCCGGACAUCAAUUAUGCCUGUCUACACUGCACAGAUCUCUUACCAGCGUGUAACGGAGAAAUGGCUACUUUGUCGUUUCUGCAAGAUGUUAUGGACAUUUUGCUUCAGUAUGUGGUGAAAAGUUUCGAUAGAUCCACCAAAGUGAUUGAUUUCCAUUACCCAAACGAGCUGCUUCAAGCAUAUAACUGGGAAUUAGCAGAUCAACCGCAGUCGUUGGAGGAAAUUUUGUUGAACUGCAGAACAACUCUAAAAUAUGCAAUUAAAACAGGGCAUCCCAGAUAUUUCAAUCAGCUUUCUACUGGAUUGGAUAUGGUUGGAUUAGCUGCGGACUGGCUGACAUCAACAGCAAAUACAAAUAUGUUCACCUAUGAAAUUGCUCCCGUGUUUGUACUUUUGGAAUAUGUCACGCUAAGGAAAAUGAGAGACAUGAUUGGCUGGCCAGGGGGCUGUGGCGAUGGGAUAUUUUCACCUGGUGGUGCCAUAUCUAACAUGUAUGCUAUGUUGAUUGCACGUUUCAAGAUGUUCCCGGAAGUUAAAGAGAAAGGAAUGGCAGCUAUCCCCAGACUGGUUGCCUUCACGUCUGAGCACAGUCACUUUUCGGUGAAGAAAGGAGCUGCGGCCUUGGGAAUCGGAACAGACAGUGUGAUCCUGAUCAAAUGUGAUGAAAGAGGGAAAAUGAUCCCAUCUGAUCUUGAGAGGAGGAUCCUAGAAGCCAAACAAAAAGGAUUUGUGCCUUUUCUAGUGAGUGCCACGGCAGGAACCACCGUGUAUGGUGCAUUUGACCCCCUCCUGGCUGUGGCUGACAUCUGCAAAAAAUACAAGAUCUGGAUGCAUGUGGAUGCAGCGUGGGGUGGAGGAUUGCUCAUGUCCAGGAAACAUAAAUGGAAAUUAAAUGGUGUGGAGAGGGCCAACUCUGUGACUUGGAACCCUCACAAAAUGAUGGGCGUCCCCUUGCAGUGUUCGGCUCUGCUCGUUAGAGAAGAGGGCUUGAUGCAGAGUUGCAAUCAGAUGCAUGCAUCCUACCUCUUUCAACAAGACAAGCAUUACGACCUGUCCUACGACACCGGAGACAAAGCACUGCAGUGUGGGCGCCACGUCGAUGUUUUCAAACUUUGGCUAAUGUGGAGAGCAAAGGGAACUACAGGAUUUGAAGCCCAGAUUGAUAAAUGCCUGGAGUUGGCAGAGUAUCUAUACAAUAUAAUAAAAAACAGGGAAGGCUAUGAAAUGGUGUUCGAUGGAAAGCCUCAGCACACAAAUGUCUGCUUCUGGUAUAUACCUCCCAGUUUACGAAGCAUGGAGGACAACGAAGAAAGGAUGACUCGCCUCUUAAAGGUGGCUCCCGUGAUCAAAGCCAGAAUGAUGGAAUAUGGAACGACAAUGGUCAGCUACCAGCCACUGGGAGAUAAAGUUAAUUUCUUUCGCAUGGUUAUCUCAAACCCAGCAGCAACACAUCAAGACAUUGAUUUCCUUAUUGAGGAAAUAGAACGUCUUGGACAAGAUUUAUAAUCAUCUGGUCCUCAAAGCUGUGCCAAUUCUCUAGCUAGACAAUUAAGUUGUCACAAACUGUGUGAAUGUAUUUGUAGUUUGUUCCCAAGUAAACCUAUUUCUAUAUUGUGAUGUCAAAGUAGAGUUCAGUCUAAAAAUCAAGAAACAUUGCUCCUUUUAAAAUCCUUUCUUCAGUUUUAAGAUACCUCUUUAAUAAUUAGUGAAACAAAAGCCUGCAUUUCAAUCGAGAGGGAAAAAUAGAAAAUAGUUACAAAUACUUCCCCAAAGGUUAAUAAAGUUAGCAAAUUACGUAUUUAUUUUAGGUUCAACAUAGUUUGAUCGAGUGGUGCCAAUUUUGCUCCCAAGCGUCAUGAAAGAUACUUUGGAGGGCAAUGAAAAGGAUAAAAUGAACAUAAAAUGUAUGUUAAAAAAGGAAAACUCUUGCCUUUUUCAUAGUAUUAGAAAAGAAUUUCUAAUUUACCUAUAGCAACAUUUCAAAUGUAUUUAAAUACAUAUAAUUUUACAAAAGGAAAUAUAUAUAUAGAGAAGAUCCUAUUUUGUAAAGUAUAGAUUUUUAUUUUAUAUGGGUUACAACAACUGCAGGGGCAGAAACAGAAAACUAAACCAGAUUUCUUUUCUUUCAAUGGAGGCACAUUGGAAUACUUAGUAAUGCUUAUUUUGAAACAUAAGCCUACAUAAAUUCUUAAAAGGUGUGACACCUCAUUUCUACAUGUCUCAUGGAUUGUCACAUCUCUAGGGUUUAGUAUUUCAAAACCUCAAAAGAGUACUGCAGCUCUUAAAAACAAUUGAUAAGAUAAAUUUCAGUACAAUAGGAUACUCUUCCCAAUUAUAUUUUCCACAUGGUCCACCCUAAGCAAACAUCUUCCUAGCUAGCCAAAGAUCAAUCUAAGAUUUUAUUAGGAUGGCUUUCUCUGUUCUGCUUUCAAAUGUGGCCUGUUCUGGGCAGAAAGUAGGUGCCCAGAACAGAAUAUUCUAAAUAUCUUUCCAAACAGAAUUUAUUAAUUAGGUCAUUUGGAUUAAUUAGGGAAAAUGAAAUUAAAAGUCUAAUGGGACCUGAACUUGUGAUGAGAAUAGGGGAGUGAGCAUGUUCAACCAGUGGGGAGUCAGGAAAAUAAAGCAGCCUUCUGGGAAGCCCAGAGUCUCUGAGGAGAGCAAGUGGUGGCCAUUUUUUUUCUCCACUAGGUUUCCAGAAAGAAUUAAUUUACCUCCUGGACCCCAGCACAGAUCAGGUGGGUGAUUAUAGGUUUCUUUGUACUGGGGGGCCCUGGAAAGGAGACCACUCCCAAGGCAAAUCAAUUUUUCUCCAAGGAAGUGGACUUAACUCACCCAUGCUUCCCUCGGGAAAUGGCGUUUUGAGUCUUUUCAACUUGUUUCCUCCGAGUGUUGUCCCAAGGUGACUAGAAUGAUUGGAGCUCAGGAUUGCAGAGAAUAGAAUGAAAAUUAGUAGAUACAGUCCUUCUUCUCAUUUAAAAGUUCCUGGCAUUUUGGAGGCCGUGGAACAAAAAAGUCCCCAAACACUAAAUGAGCUUGGCUAAAUUGCCACAGGACAUAUGAUGGGAAAAUUAUGAUUUUUUUAAAGCAAAAACCAGAUUCUCUUUCUCUUUGGUACCUAGGAGAGCUGGGCUGUGUUUAGAGCAAUUCCAGGGGUGGAGAGGAAGGAGGAUCUAGCUAUGGAUGAGACAGCUAAAGCUGCCUUUGAACAGUUUUACGCAAACCAGUGGUCCUACCCACCAGUGGCCCCUGUUCCUCUGGAAUUUGGAGGAGCUUGCUCUUAUAUAACCAUUUCCAGGUUUUGGGGGGAAAAAAUUGCUUUACAUCAGCUUCAGACAUGCAUGGCUUCUUCCUCCAUCUCUCUCCAAGCAAACACCUUCAUUGUAACUGGUAAGAGACAACUCCCUGUUUAAGCUGCAGAGUUCCUUGGUGUCUUAUCUUUCUGGGAAUGAAGCUGGAGCUUUCCCUCUAACUAAACAACGCUUUCUAGUCUUUGAGAAUCAGUGCCCACCUAGCCUGAUAUCUGGGGUUUCAAGGCCAUUAGUUCAACCUUUCUGGCAGGAGAUCACAGUGGUGGCUUAAGUUGGGCUGGAAUCCAGCAGAGUGAAUGUCUAUCCUGCUUGGGCAUUUGAGAGUCUGAGAUGCCUGUCGGUUUGGGGCUGGGCUGGCCAUCCAAUGGGUCUCUUUCAAGUGGAAAGGUUGUCUGGGAUGUUGAGCUGAUGGCAUUGGAAGUUAAAAUCCUUGACUUCUGGACAAAAUCCGGGGCCAUUUCUUAUCGACAGGCUCCAACCUCUGUGAGAGUCUGUAUUCUUGCUCUAAAAUGCAAGCUCCUUGUGGACAAGGAUCAUGUGGGCAAGGAUCUUGGUUACCUACUCUGUUGUUCUGUACUCUCUCAAGUGCUUAGUACAGUGCUCUGUACACAGUAAGUGCUCAAUAUGUACCACUGAUUGAUUGCCUGAUUCGAUGUUUUUGCAGAAUGCUAUAUAGCUACAGUCCUCCUCCACCCUAUAAAACUCAACCAAUUGAACAAGGGCAGAAACAAAACCCUAGUUAGAUCCCCAGGAAUUAGAUCCAAAUAUCUUAAACUAUAUCCAUAGUCCUCCCCAAGUAAGGUUACCCUAGAAUUAGCCUGAAUUCCUUAUUGCAAAGUCUGGUGUGUGCGGGGAGGGGCACACUGUCUAAGCCCAGCAAAAGUUUGAUUUUAGCUUUAACUAGACUCUCCAUGGUCACUUUCAUUUCCAAAGCAAUAUUGUGUUUUUUUUUUAAAUACUUGAAAAAGUGUGAUGUGUUUUUUAUUUUCUCUGAAAUGCAUAAAUGGUAUUGACUUUGUGUAAUGUCAUAAGGACGUGGAGUAGGAAAAGGAAUUAAAUUGUGUCUGUAGCUGUGUCGCCUUUAUUAUAUUGAUAGUACUGUCUUGUCACCUCAGAUUGAGGCUGUGCACUUUAGAUUGAAACUGUACAGUGUUGCAAGUCAACAUGUGUUUGUGUAUACGCUUGUAUUUAUUAUUGCUAUACUAUGUCAUUCUCUUUGUGGUAACAGUAUUGAAUCUUGAUAUUGUCAGAGCUACAUUUCCAACUGUCCCUGUACUAUCUCCUUGCUCAGUCGCCUGCCCUCCAUAUCAGCUUUUAAAAAAGAGCAUGCCUUUCUCUGACCCUCUUCCUGAGGGGGUUUGCAGAGACAGGUUGGGGGGUGUAAUGAGAAUUUUAGUUGAAGUGGUUUCUUUUUCCUUAGAAUUAAAGAAACCAAUUAUGAUUGUGUCUCCAACUGCCAGAUGUGGAUACUAAGUCUGCAAGCCAGCGGAAAAAAAUGAUAUUCCUUUCGGUUGACUAACUGAAGUGCAAAGGAUCAUGGAUGUAAAAAUAGUACAGGGACAAUGGCGGGAGAGGGGAAUAAAUAACCCGGUGACAUCUUGCACGUGCACUUCUAUUUUAAAACGCUAAGUAUGAACACUAUAUUUAUUAGUUCUAUGUGCCAAUCCACAGUACACAGUUGGUGUUUCAGGAAGACACUGCUAUUUUUCCAUGUUACUUCAUUUACUGCAGCCAGAAAAGAUGUACUUGGCAACCUGUUCUUCUUACCAAAUAUAAACUUGUGUUUGAUCAAAGUAUUUUCUCUGUGUUGUCUCUCUAAACCCAAAUAAAAGGGUAAACUGUGGUUACACCUCA
Ornithorhynchus anatinus (platypus) is the source of this 5762-nucleotide messenger RNA. RefSeq names its product glutamate decarboxylase 2 (gene GAD2). Gene Ontology annotation, cellular component: cytoplasm. The coding region runs from base 349 to 2106 and encodes 585 amino acids. Gene Ontology annotation, molecular function: glutamate decarboxylase activity; pyridoxal phosphate binding. The record is from RefSeq and is a predicted model, not a curated record. Lineage: Eukaryota; Metazoa; Chordata; Mammalia; Monotremata; Ornithorhynchidae. The transcript is spliced from 16 exons. Gene Ontology annotation, biological process: GABA shunt.